AUGGACACUCCAAGCAGCGCUCUAUUACUCCACUCAUCGAUUGACAAAGAUCCAUUGAUGUUGCCGCAAGGAUACUCCGGUAUUUCGAUCUCAAUGGAUUGGAUAUUGACACAUGGCAUUAUAUUGAGCCCGAUUAUCGACAAGUCCUACGCAGUACUGAAUUUCGUUACGAACAUGGUACCGGGAGAACUCAUAACAGUGCCGAGAGAACUCCAGAAUGAGUUGAAGUUUCGAGUCUAUCACCAUCUAGGGAGCGAUGACGAUUCCCGAUCAAGCUCAUUAAAAGAACAUCACGGUAUGAUUGUGGCUGCUUGGCAGUGUCCGCUCUUAAAGAAGACCUUCGACGAGUUCUUCAAAACGUGGAGCUUCCCCAAGUCAUCCGAGGUCACUCGAUCACUACGAUCAAUAUUUCUGUUCAUCCGUAUCUACAAUUCCGGCGAAUCGAUCGUAGAAACGUCGCUUGAACAAGCCCUGUCUUGUCUACUGGAUCAGGUUCCACCGAAUCUUAUCCGUGGAUCAUCCGUGAUAAUCGAGUCGACGCCCUUCGGCAAUCCUGUGUUCGCCGGCUCGAUUGCGCACGGUGUUAUCAGUAACAUCGUUGGUGACGAAGACUGCGUUAUCAUGACGGACGCGUAUGCGUUUCCCGGUGGCGAGGGCGGUCCCGUUUACAUCAUCCCGCCGAACUGCAAACGCAGAAUUAUCAGCGGCAUGGUGAUAGCACCAUUGAGCUGGUGUCGCGGAGAAUGGGUGGAUUACACUUUCGCCGCUAAUCUUGCGCCUUGUGUGUUUAAUAUUUUACGGAAGAAGAAUCUUUCGUGUCGUCCGAUUACAUCUCAAGAAAAUGCAGAUGUGGCAUUAGAUAGAGGCGUCGUGCUCGUUAGAUGUGGAAUUAAUUGGGGUACAGGCGUCCUCGUACAUAAGAAUACUGGUACAUUCCUAACAUGCUCGCACGUUAUUGCGGAGGCGCCAGAAAGAGAGAUAUCGGUCGUAAUGAGGCCGGACAAAGCCAAUUCAUGUAUCCGGGCGAAACUAUUAUACAGAACGCCAGAGAAUCAACCCUAUGACGUUGCUGUAUUGAGGGUGGAUCCGCAGGACGUGGAUCCCUCGCUGAGAUCAGUACGGUUGUCUCGUACUGCAAUUUUAAAGGGCGAGCCAAUAGUCUCCGUAGGAUUUCCGUUCUCCUCGUGCAUUCGGCCGACUAUCAGCGGUGGCGUAGUCUCCAAGUCGAUGGAGUGUGCACUCCUGACGACCUGUUGCGUGCAGAGCGGUACCAGCGGCGGGCCGAUCGUCAGCCGUGCGACCGGGGACAUGCUGGGAAUGGUCGUGUGCAACGUCCUCUCCUCGGACGGCAGUAUGCUCUACCCGCGGAUGAGUUUGGCGGUGCCGGCUGCCACGCUGAGCGGGCCCCUACGGGAAUACUUGCGCACUGAUAAUCCCGAUGUGCUUCGAGCUUUCACGUGUGACGAUACGAUAGUACGCAAGAUUUGGGACUUCUAUCCUUUUCUACCAGCCAAACUGUGAAAAGAGGGCACGAGAUAAGAGCAUAAUUUAAGUUUCAGAUCCGCUCAAUUAAUUGCAUAAGGAACUCUUUGCUAUUCGAUCCGCGCUUUUUUAUAUCGCGUCUCUAUUGUGUCAUGGACAAACGUAUAGAACUAUUUGUAUUGCUGAACAUUUGUCUCUGAACCACGUUGGACUUGCCGAUUUCAGGCACGACACAUCGCGAGCUCAAUCUCGAGUCGAAUCUCGUUGAAUAACGUACGCCAUUGACCGAGUUUAAUGCAAAGAGAAAGUUUUUCGUGACGUCAAAUGUGGCGAUCAGUGUGCAAAGCGAUGCGAGUCAACGAUCCCUCAGUACACACGAUAUAUAAAGACACACCUAAUAUAAUAGUCAUCUUCAUAAAAAUCGAGAGGCAGGAUAAGAUUUUCGAAAGAUUAAAUCAAAUACGUGUUGAAUUGUUAUUCGUGUUUAUUUUACUUUUUUUAAAAUUAGGUAUAGCUAUAUGACGCGGUCAUAAUAUAUUGCCUUAUACACUGCACUCGAUGCUUACAAAAAAAUCACACGGUCAGACGAUCGCAGGUAACGUUCGUGAGGAGUGCAGGGUGACGAAUAAUCGAAGAUGGUUAAAAGCAAUUGCAAUUGACAGAGACUCAUCGUGUACAACAUCGUUCCACGCACACCGUUUCGUAUAUACAAGUUCGAACGAAUUUAUAGAUAUUGCUAGAAAAUAAAUUACGUUGUAUCACUAUUAAUUUUGCUCGCUCCUGGAUUCUCUCCUUUCUCUAAUGCACUAGGAAAAACGGAGGAAUCUACAACCUUAUGAACGCGUCUUUGAGAAUGACGAUAGUGGACGCUUCUAUGAUAUUAUGAUUUUAUAUUCUGUUUUUAUCUCUUAUCUUCCUUCUUUCUCUGCGCGAGAUAAACGUCCAGACGAAAAACGCGGGCAGCGCAGGAGCAAUUAGUAUCUUAAGAUCUGUCACAGUUGUACGAAUUUAAUUACGAUACGAAGAUACGUAAUAUAUUGAUAAAUAUAUAUAUUAUAUAUAUAUGUAUAUAUUAAGAUAUAUAAAUAGUACGAUCCUUUACACUAGAAUUAUACAGAUCAUGUAUAUACAUCAUGGAUGGAGUCUUCGUAAUUAUUGGAGCAUUUGAAGAGUUCUUUUCCUUAAAUCUAAAAAUUUUUUUCGCGCGACGUUUAACUUUAAUGACUCCUAUUGUCCCUUAAUCGAUCUAAUGAUUUUCAAUGCAAAAGUAAGAAAAUAGCGAGUGUCCGGCUUGUCGCUUGCGCAUCACUUCGCGCACACAUGAGGACUUUCGGGCAAUACGACGACGUCCACUUUGAUGAAAAGGACGGAGAAACGAUAAGCAAGUUUCAGAAGUUAAAUCUAAGUAUUUUGUUUGUCUUACUAGGAUCCACGGCCGGCACACCAACCUUGCAAUUCUCAAUACAAAACAACAGCAUUAUCGACGAGGAUGAUGCUUGGCGAUGAUGAUCAACCGUGCAUAUAGGACAUUCUAAAAGUCGCAUAUAUAUUAGCUACGCUAAUUAAAGGCAUUUAGAAGUGAACUUUUUUUUAAUUACUAUUCUAUACUGAUUUUACA
Messenger RNA from Cyphomyrmex costatus, 3100 nucleotides. RefSeq names its product peroxisomal leader peptide-processing protease. Gene Ontology annotation, biological process: protein processing; regulation of fatty acid beta-oxidation. Lineage: Eukaryota; Metazoa; Arthropoda; Insecta; Hymenoptera; Formicidae. The record is from RefSeq and is a predicted model, not a curated record. Gene Ontology annotation, molecular function: serine-type endopeptidase activity. Gene Ontology annotation, cellular component: peroxisome. The transcript is spliced from 6 exons. Bases 1 to 1521 code for a protein of 506 amino acids.